Messenger RNA from Talaromyces amestolkiae, 1605 nucleotides. RefSeq lists its product as uncharacterized. The transcript is spliced from 2 exons. The record is from RefSeq and is a predicted model, not a curated record. The coding region runs from base 1 to 1605 and encodes 534 amino acids. Lineage: Eukaryota; Fungi; Ascomycota; Eurotiomycetes; Eurotiales; Trichocomaceae.
AUGGCACCAAGGGUCACAGGAUCAGGCUCUGGUCGUCGUCGUCGUCAACCUGAUGCAAAUCCUCAGACAAGAGCCAGUACAACCCCUCAGCCCAGGCCUUUGGCACCUGCUUCAAUUCCAAGUUCCAUCAACGCUUCAAGUUCCAGCAAUGCUCAAGUUCUCGACCCAAACAUCAAUCCACGCCUCCAAGGCGUGGUCAUGGACGAUGAUGAGGUUGUGCAAGUCCGAGCUGAUCCAGCUUCCGAGGCUAACAUGCAGGCUGGAAAUGGAGAUGUCGACCUGGCAGCUGCUGUCUCUGGACUGUUGCUAUUGGGUGCAACGACUGGUCCAGUUACGCUUGGAAUUCAAAGCGAGACGGCCACUGAAAGCGCUGCUUCAGGGCCCUUAAGAUCAUCCACUCGAGCGGCACGAAAGAACAAAGGUGUAAAGCGACAAAAGCUAGGCGAACCUGAAACUCCUGUGCCACCAGCGGCAGAGCUGUCCAUAUACUCGUUCAAAUCUCGUCGACUCAUCAGUGGACGUGCAGUUCCUCGAUUCAAUAUCUUCCAGGCCAUACUACAGCAUGUCCACAUCUUUUUCCAUUUCGUCACGUGUCUCGACGUGGACAGUCUGAUAUCUCUCUACGCUAUCUCCAAGGAUCUGCACAACAUGGUCAACACAUGUAAUAGCGCAAUUGUUCUGGCUCAAGCUAUGCGCUACGCCCCCAUAGCAGCAUCAACAUUUCCAUUCAGAUGCUACCGCAGUCUGUGCAAUGAAGAUCCACGCGUCGACCUAGAUGUGACUCGAGGCCAGACUCGUAUGAUCCCUUCCUUUCGUUGGCUUCGAAUGAUCCACUAUCGUCAGCAGACAGCACAGAAAAUCGUUCGACUCCUGAACGAAGAGGGUCUCUAUCUCCCGCAAGAACAGGGAGAAAGAGUCGUCAAGAAGAUCUGGUUCCUGAUGGAUAUCCCCGAUAACCAGCGACGCCUCGCUACCAUCCGAAACCUCGAGCUAUGGACUGCAGCCGAUCUUUUCUAUGCAUGCAUGUUCUUUAUGAGAAUCGACAUGCGUUGCACCGAUCCACUUAUUCCAAUCGCACAUGCCAACAUUCGUCGUAUGCUCAUGGCUCAACCUUCUCUAACCAUGACCUGCCUCGUGCUUGAUCGGAAGUUCCUCCUCGACAAACAUCAGGCGAUGCAGACUUACAUGCGCUGGAAGCAUAUACCUGUAGACGGCCAGCAGCGUAAUGUCUUUGGCGUUCCACGGCAUGAAUUGGGUCUGGUGCAGUAUGAGGGGUAUGGGAAGCAUGGUAGUCGGGUCAAGCUUCAGCGUCCUGAUGAGUUGGUUCUCAAAGAAUGCGUGCGCCGGGAAAUGCAGAUGGAGACUGCAUUCUUUUGCAUGUUGAAUUGGGUGGGCCCACAGCAGGUUAAUACUGCGGCUUCUGCUAAUGCUGCUCCUACUAAUGCUGCUGCUGCAAAUGCCAAUGUCAGUGCCAGUGCCAGUACCAGUUCUGUUAAUGCCAACUCUUAUGCUGCUGCCAGUGCUGCUGCCAGUGUUGCUGCCAGUGUUGCUGCUAAUGAUGAUGACGACGAUGCUACUGAGAUCUUGGAUGAGGCGGACAUGUGA